ACAGUUUAGCUGGUCGGACCGAACCAGGAAACUUGUCCCGGCUGUGACCUGCUCGACGUUAGCUUUUUAUAAAAUGGACCUGUAGCUGAAGAAUAAAGUCAUGUUUAACUUAAGGACCCUGCAGAGGAACAAAACGGUGAAAUAUGGAGUUCCUAUGCUGUUGCUGGUAGUUGGUGGUUCCUUCGGCCUGCGAGAGUUUACACAAAUCCGAUAUGAUGCCCAAAAGCUCAAAAGAAAGAUGGAUCCCGCACUGGAGGCUAAAGUGAACAUGCAGAGGCAGUCGGUCAUCCUGGAGGAGGAGUACGAGAAGUUAAAGGAGUUGAAAUUGGACGAGUGGAAGAACAUCCGUGGUCCUCGUCCCUGGGAGGACUCCAAGGAGUACCAGGAGCAGCAGCGCAGCAAUCUGAGCAAAAACAACUGAGACUCAAGGACACCAGACUGAGCAGCAACACAACAACAACACAAUAAUGGAGGACGGAGAGGUCUGCAGUGCAGAGGCCACUGAGGUUCAAUUAUCGCUGCAGCUCCAGGGCCUCGACUCCUCAGUCUGGGCUUGUGUUGGACUAAAAACUAGCUGUGACACAUUCAGGACUGCGACUGGUUAAUGUAAAGUUAAGAUGGUUCUUCUAGUUGUAUCCACUAAUGUAUGAAUCAGUCACCUGUUUGGAGGUUUUUCUGCAGCCUGAUUAGGAGUUUGUUCUGAAAACCAGCCAGUAGGUGGCACAUCUGUGUCCUGCUGCACCUUCCACACACAGACCAAGGUGUGAUUUCCAUGUCUCAAUAAAUUAUUACCGUUGAUCCAAA
Messenger RNA from Amphiprion ocellaris (clown anemonefish), 804 nucleotides. RefSeq names its product cytochrome c oxidase assembly protein COX16 homolog, mitochondrial. The transcript is spliced from 4 exons. The record is from RefSeq and is a predicted model, not a curated record. The coding region runs from base 101 to 421 and encodes 106 amino acids. NCBI's taxonomy places the organism in Eukaryota, Metazoa, Chordata, Actinopteri, Pomacentridae. Gene Ontology annotation, cellular component: mitochondrial inner membrane. Gene Ontology annotation, biological process: mitochondrial respiratory chain complex IV assembly.